This is a messenger RNA of Trichobilharzia szidati, 3239 nucleotides long. The record is from the annotation of a GenBank genome assembly. NCBI's taxonomy places the organism in Eukaryota, Metazoa, Platyhelminthes, Trematoda, Strigeidida, Schistosomatidae.
CGACCUAGAGACGUUGGCUCGUGAUUCAAGUGCCAGGUUUUCAUUGGAUUUUUUUGAUUUUGUCAAGCCGUUUGGUAUCACGUGUUGUAACCACUUAUUUCAGUAGAACUUGUUUUGUCGUCUUCAAAUAACUAUUUGUUGUUCUGAAUCAAAAUAUUUACUACCUAACCGAUAAUAAUGUGGAAUUAUUCGUUUUCAGUAUGAUAAGAUGUUGUAGAGAUAAUGAUGAAUUGAUAGUUUGAGUUAUUUUUUGUCCUACUCAGAAUGUGCUCCCAAUGUUGCCGUCUUCGCUUGUCAUUUUCACACUGUCUGGCUAAUUGCAGGACCUUGUUCUCUCAUGUCCUUAAACAUUCGAUCGUAUAUCUUUACUGCUGUUGAGGAAUUCAAACCGUCUGUGUAUCUUCUGUGUGCUUUCAAUGUGUUUGAAAUUAUUGCCUAUUAGCCUUUUAGUUGACCUAGUUUCAGGAAUUAGGAAGUCUGUAGGCGUGUAUGGUGGCAGACUUGGGGUUACGGAACAAGUGCUACACUCCAUAUGGAGUGUGGCGACUCGAACUGCCUCACAUCGGUGCAAAGUCCUAUGUCGGAAACAGACAGACAGACGGAAUAAGUAGUGAGCAAGUUAAGGUGACAAGAAACUCGUUCAACCAUCAAGUUACCGAAAAAGGGUCUUAUCAACCCAGUUAUUUUCAACCCCUCGACAUUUCGACUCAUGUUUUACGCCUAUUUUUCUGUUGUAGUGGUUUUAAGUAUCUCUUCAGAUUGAUUUUAAAAAUAGAGUUUGUAAUUUGCAUCACAACUUAUGAUGAGAACAAGUGGAGCUGCAGAAAUGUGGCGUGCAUUAUCUAUAAAAUUAUGGUGCAACUAUAUCAGGCUACGGGCCGUGCUUAUGUUACUGAAAAGUGGUACUACCUUGUCUUUCAGGUUUCAUAAAUGGAAUAGAAUACAGAGGUGUAGUCUAUUGCUAGAAAGUCGUUUUGGUCGUGAUAGCACGUCGCUUUUGUGUUGUGAGAGGUUUAAUUUUUAGAAAUCAAUCAAAUCAAUAGGUCUUAAUGGACUGGUUGCCGACGUAAUUUCAGAAUGGAUGCAUGAGGUUCGUUUGGCAUUUUCGACUUAAUUCGCUUUUGGCUCUUACUUGAUACACAACUAUCAAACAACGGAUAUGUCUAGCAAUCUUCUGUUCUAUUUAAUGUCCAGGAAAUGACCGUUGAGGGUGGGAGGUUUAAAAAGGUAGGUAUUUUUCAGAAGUGCUUCCGCUCACUCUCGUGUUACCUGGAGCAAUAUGGUCAGUAGUAAUGAGGUCAGGCGUAGUGUUAAGUGAGGAGAAGUUUAUCGAUUACGUUGUGAAGCUCCGUUGACUGAGGACGCUAGGACUUGUUAUGCAUGUCGAGCCUCUUUCUUGGUGAUCAAUUUUAUCUGAUGUAGGAUUAAGUUAAGAAGAAAGUUACAGGUUUUCAGAUCGAAAUAUGGCAGCAUAUAAUGCAGUAUUUGCUUGUCGAUUAGAGUCAUGCACAUAUAGACUAUCUGUUUGGGACUCUCGGAGUUUUAAGAGUCGAUUAUUGGAGACGGUUGGUGAUAUGAUUCGAUGCUGUUAAUUGUAGUGUAGAUGUUUGCACCGCUUGUUAUCAUCCAACUUUUGAAAAUCUUAGGUAAUCUUCAGGUAGUUAUUCUCUUGUGUACAUCUUCGUCUAUUGUAGUUCCAUCGUACUCCUUCCCAUUAGUUUUUAUGUAAGCUCCGUUGGACCUUUGUUUUAAGUUCCACUUUGAUAAGUCAAUCAGCUUCUCUUCUUAGCACUUAUAAACAGCCUUGAGCGAUCUCAUGUCCCCCAAUAAAUUUAGUUCUUCAUGAAUGAAUACCGAAAUUCCCUGUAGAACUAUUUAAUGCGCAUCACUUGGUCAACAAACAGUAGUCAAGGUAUUUUUUAUUACUGUUAGGCAGAAUCUGUUAGCCAAAUCUUCGAGGUAUUUUGUUUGCUUCUAAUUUUUUAAAAUAUUUUCUUCUUUCAGAAUUCUACAUUUAAAACGUAAUAUGGGUGGCGUCAUGAGCUAAGCACUUAGCAUUCUGUCAAGAAUAUUCCUAUGUUAUUUAUCAACUGAUGACAAACCAAGUUGUUUUAAAAUAUGAAAAGUUAGAAAAAAUUGGAGAAGGAACAUACGGAAAAGUCUACAAGGCGAGAAAUCGAGAAACACAUGAAGUUGUUGCACUUAAACGUGUUAGAUUAGAAAAUGAUGAUGAAGGUAUUCCUAGUUCAGCCUUUCGAGAAAUAUGUCUUCUGAAGGAAUUAAAGCACAAAAAUAUUGUCAGGCUUUUUGACGUUUUGCUCAGUGAUUCAAGGCUAACAAUCGUUUUUGAGUAUUGUGAUCAGGAUUUGAAAAAGUAUUUUGACAGCUGUAAUGGUGAAAUAGAUCAGAACACUGUAAAGCUUUUUAUGUUCCAACUAUUACGUGGUUUACAGUUCUGUCACAGUCAUAAUGUUUUACAUCGGGACUUGAAACCGCAAAAUCUUUUGAUCAAUGAUAAUGGAGAAUUAAAGUUGGCCGAUUUUGGUUUAGCUCGCGCUUAUGGCAUACCUGUACGACAGUAUUCAGCAGAGGUUGUUACACUCUGGUAUCGACCACCGGAUGUUCUUCUUGGCGCUAAACUCUAUACAACUUCAAUUGAUAUGUGGUCAGCUGGGUGUAUUUUUGCUGAAAUGUCUAAUGCUGGAAGAACUCUUUUCCCUGGCUAUGAUGUUGAAGAUCAAUUGCAGAGAAUUUUCAAACUGCUAGGCACUCCAACUGAAUCGACAUGGCCAUCUGUUGUUGAACUACCAGACUAUGAACCAUUUACUGUGAUAUAUCCUCGGACAAUGAACUGGCAUCAAGUUGUUCCUAAAUUAUCAUUUCGUGGUCGUGAUUUGCUACAGCAACUUGUUGUUUGUAAUCCAGCCGAUCGAAUAUCAGCAGAUCAAGCAUUAAAACAUCCAUAUUUUGAAAGUAUCCUGUGAUCAUGAGUUUAUUAUUAUUAUUUUCAUCACCAGCACUCACUCCUAUUACUAGUUCAUCAAAUGAAGAUUGCCAAUUCUCGAGAGAGAGAUAAUUCAGUCUCUCAGAUAUAGAUAGAUCUAGAAUUGUGAAAACAAUUGCAUUUUCAUUUUGAUGUGUAUGCUUUCUGUAUUAUUCGGAUUCUUCUUCUUCUUCUUAUUGUUAUUAUCAAUACUAUUCAAUACAGAUGUACAAAUUCUUGUUGUCGUCAAUUUUAU